Cimex lectularius (bed bug) is the source of this 3057-nucleotide messenger RNA. RefSeq names its product lysosomal alpha-mannosidase-like. Lineage: Eukaryota; Metazoa; Arthropoda; Insecta; Hemiptera; Cimicidae. Gene Ontology annotation, biological process: mannose metabolic process. Bases 67 to 3015 code for a protein of 982 amino acids. The transcript has 18 exons. The record is from RefSeq and is a predicted model, not a curated record. Gene Ontology annotation, molecular function: alpha-mannosidase activity; carbohydrate binding. Gene Ontology annotation, cellular component: lysosome.
AAUUUGAAUAGACCGUACCGAAAGAUCAGUUGGUAUUGAACAAGACAAGUGACUGAUUAAUUUACAAUGUCGCGGUUUAUACUGCUGUAUGCCUUUAUGCCAUUCGCUCUAGUCAAAUCCUGUGGUUAUGAGAACUGUCCAAAAGCGAGUCCAACCUUGAUAAACCUCCAUUUUGUCCCUCAUACUCAUGAUGAUGUUGGCUGGCUAAAAACUCCUGAUCAAUAUUAUUACGGAGUAAAAAACAAUAUUCAAGAUGCAGGAGUGCAGUACAUUUUAGACACUGUAGUUCAGGAAUUAUUGCACGACAGUAAUAAAAGAUUUAUUUAUGUAGAGACUGCUUUCUUUUGGGAUUGGUGGCAAGAACAGCAUGAUGCGUUAAGACAUAAAGUGAAAAGAUUGGUUAAUAAUGGCCAACUUGAAUUUAUAGGUGGCGCUUGGUCGAUGAAUGAUGAAGCAGCAACACAUUACCACUCAAUCAUCGAUCAGUUCACUUGGGGCUUCAGACGAUUGAAUGAAACUUUUGGGAUAUGUGGAAGACCAAGAGUUGGCUGGCAGAUUGACCCGUUUGGACAUUCUCGAGAAAAUGCUGCAAUUAUGGCUAAGCUCGGGUUUGAUGGACUUUUCCUCGGUCGUAUUGACUGGCAGGACAAAACUUACAGGAAGGCUAAUAAAACGAUGGAAAUGGUUUGGAAAACAUCGCAAAAUGAUGACACUGACGCAACGAAUCUUUUUACUGCUGUUCUUUACAACACUUACAGUGCUCCACCAGGGUUUUGCUUUGAUGUGAACUGUCAUGACGAACCUAUCAUUGAUAAUGUGAAAUCUCCAGAAUAUAAUGUUGAAAGAAAAAUUUCUACCUUUUUGGACUUAAUGAAAGAAUACAGCAAGUCAUAUGCAACAAAUAACAUUCUUAUCACCAUGGGUGAUGAUUUUAUGUAUAUGAAUGCACAUAUGUACUAUAAAAAUAUGGACAAACUAAUCAAGCAUAUUAAUGAGUUACAAGGUUCAGGAUCCCCAUUCAAGGCUUUUUAUUCAACACCAUCUUGCUACUUGAAAAGUGUCAAUGAAGCCAAAGUGCACCUGCCGAUAAAAUAUGACGACUUUUUCCCAUACUCGAGCGAUCCGAAUGCUUUUUGGACAGGGUAUUUUACAUCGAGGCCGACAAUUAAAGGCUUCGAACGUUUAGGAAAUAAUUUCUUACAGGUGUGCAAACAAUUGUUUUCCUUGUCCCAACUUAAAUAUCAAAUGAUUAACAAACUGACAUCUUUGAGAGAAGCGAUGGGUGUAAUGCAGCAUCAUGAUGCUGUGACAGGUACUGAGAAGCAACAUGUUGCUUCUGAAUAUGCAAGAAUCUUGACAAAAGGUAUUCAAGAUUGUGAAGAAAUUACUAAAAAAGGAUUAGGAAAAUUGAUGAACCCUGAUGAAAAAGUGAAAUUAGAGAUGUGCCUUCAAUUAAAUAUUAGCUCGUGUGCUGUUUCUGAAAUAGAAGAUUCUUUUGUCGUUACACUUUACAAUCCCCUGAGCCGCUUUGUGAACCAUUUGGUCCGCCUUCCUAUAACUAAUCCUAAGGAAAAAUACUCAGUCAAAUGCCCGAUGGGGAAAGAACAAGACACACAGAUUGUACCGAUUCCAACUUCUGUUACUGAAAUUCCAGGCCGUAAUAGCCAGGCAGUAGCUGAAUUGGUUUUCCUCGCAAAAGGUGUACCUCCGUUAGGAUUUAAAUCUUUCUAUGUGAUGAAAAAUUCAGAUGCAACAACAUUCAACUCUCACGUUUUCCACCACAGCAGGCAGUCAAUUGAAAUUGGCUACGAUAACUUAAAAGUAAUACUGAAUUCAAAAGGAAAUUUGAAGGGAGUAAGGAAGGACAAUGUUCUUCAUUCGAUCAGUAAUAAUUUUGGCUACUACAUAGGUGCUGUUGGAAACAAUGAAGUUGUUCAAAAUCGGUCGUCGGGGGCGUACAUUUUUAGACCAGAGAGCAAGUUGAUUCCUAUUGCAAUAAAACCAAUCACUAAAAUUGUAAAAGGACCAAUCGUUUCUGAAAUCCAUCAAAAACAAUCAGACUGGGUGAGCCAGAUUAUAAGGGUCAUCAAAGGUUCUGACCAUGUUGAGUUUCAAUGGCUUGUCGGACCAAUACCAAUAGACGAUGAUAAAGGAAAAGAAAUAAUCAGCAUGUACCAAUCUGAGAUCCAAAAUGGUGGACAAUUUUACACAGAUUCAAAUGGAAGGGAAUCUCUUCUACGUACGUUGAACCAUAGAAAUACAUGGCCGGUGAUCCUUGAGGAGCCAAUAGCUGGCAACUAUUAUCCAGUGACUACAAGGAUAUCCGUACAAGAUCAAAAUCAAUACAUGAGCGUAAUAACUGACAGAUCAGAAGGUGGUUCAAGCCUGAAGGAUGGACUGAUCGAACUUAUGGUUCAUAGAAGAUUGCUUCAUGAUGAUGCUUUUGGAGUAGGUGAGGCUCUUAAUGAAACGGCCUUUGGUGAAGGUCUCGUUGCAAGGGGAACACACAUUUUAAUGCUUGAGAACAACGCAAAAGCCAGAAUGCUGGUUCAAGAAAAGGUUCUCAACAGUUGGCUAUUUUUUACACCAACCAAAAUGAAUUUUGAAACUUGGCAGGCGGCAUAUAAAAUGGAGUAUUCAGGCUUGGAAUCGGCAUUACCUGAUAAUGUUCAAAUUCUUACAUUGGAACCUUGGACUGCUACAACACAUAUCCUAAGGCUUGAGCAUAUUAUCGAGAAAAAUGACGACCCUGAACUUAGCAAACAAGCUACUGUUAAUCUGAAUAAAUUAUUUAGCAACUUUGUCGUGACAAAAGCAGAGGAGAUGAUGCUUGGCGCGAACUUAAAAGUUGUGGAGUCUCAGAGACUUCAAUGGUUAACAGACUUGAAAUUACAAAAGACCCAAGAACUGUCGAAAGAUUUCAACAUCGUCUUGGAUCCAAUGCAAAUCAAAACUUUCAUUAUUGAAAUGCAUCCCAAGGUUCAUUUUGAUCCUAAUCACAUUCGUUCUAUGUAAUGAAGAAAACAAAUAAAUAAACAAUAAUUUUAUUUCAUGAAA